GUGAUGGGAGGAGUGUCAAGAAAGGCCAAUUUCUUGUGACACACUUGAGCGCAUCGGCUGCCGCACGGGAGCCACCAGAAUGACUGAUCUAAGCUCGGCGUCCUACGCCAUCGACUUUGGCUCGGCGUACGACGAACUCAACUUCACCUACAAUGACACCGACUUCGUCCUCGACCCCGAGACGCAACCCUGCAGCCCCUUCACCAUCCCGGAGGCCGCCGGCGUCUUUAUCAGCGUCUUUUACGUCGUCGUCUUCCUUUUGGCCAUUCCCGGGAAUCUGGUGGUGGGCCUGGUGAUCGGUCUGAGCAAGCAGGCGCUCCCGCCUUCGGACCUGUACCUCCUGCACCUGGCCGCGGCCGACGUGCUGCUGGCCGUCACGCUCCCGUUCUGGGCCACCUCCGUCACCAAGGGUUGGGUGUUCGGAGACCAACUGUGCAAAGUGGUCACCAUCGUCCAAGAGCUCAGCUUCUACUCCAGCAUCCUCUUCCUGACGUGCAUCAGCAUGGACCGCUACAUGGUCAUCGUCCGAGCCAUGGAGGCCCGCCGGUCCGACCGGCGGCUGCUCAGCUGGGGAAUCUGCGCCGCGGUCUGGACCGUGGGAGCCCUCCUGUCCCUGCCGGGACUCCUGUACUCGUCGUUCUCGUCCUCCGGCCACUUGGUGUGCGCCGAGUACUACGACCCGCGCAGCGCCGACGAGUGGCGCCUGGCCACCAGGGUCCUCCGCCACUCUCUCGGUUUCAUCGUCCCGCUGGCCGUCAUGCUGCCCUGCUACGGCGUCACCAUCCAGCGCCUCCUUCGCAUCCGCGGCGGGUUCCGGAGGCAGCGGGCCAUGCGGGUGAUCGCGUUCGUGGUGGCGGCCUUCCUGCUGUGCUGGACGCCGUAUCACUUGGCCGUGAUGACGGACACCUUCUUCCGCGCCAAGAUCGUGCGGUACGGCUGCCCCGCCCGCUUGGCGGUGGAUCGGGCCAUGCUGGCCACGCACAGCCUGGGCCUGCUGCACAGCUGCGUCAACCCGGUGCUCUACGCUUUUGUGGGAGAGAAGUUCAGGAGGAGGUUGCAGCAGCUGAUGAGGAAGGCGGGCGUCCUGGAGAAAGCCUCGGUGUCCAGGACCAGCAGGUCUUCGCUCUCGUCCGAGAUCACGUCCGCGUUCAUGUAAAGAACUCCGAAGGGACACUUGCGGAAAUCAACAAACUUGUAAAUAUUCUACGAUUGCAAUUUC
This is a messenger RNA of Hippocampus zosterae (dwarf seahorse), 1219 nucleotides long. RefSeq names its product C-X-C chemokine receptor type 2-like. Gene Ontology annotation, molecular function: C-X-C chemokine receptor activity. Gene Ontology annotation, biological process: G protein-coupled receptor signaling pathway; immune response; neutrophil chemotaxis. The record is from RefSeq and is a predicted model, not a curated record. Lineage: Eukaryota; Metazoa; Chordata; Actinopteri; Syngnathiformes; Syngnathidae. Gene Ontology annotation, cellular component: membrane. Bases 80 to 1156 code for a protein of 358 amino acids. The transcript is spliced from 2 exons.